Molecule: messenger RNA, 2934 nt
Organism: Carica papaya (papaya)
Lineage: Eukaryota; Viridiplantae; Streptophyta; Magnoliopsida; Brassicales; Caricaceae
Source: RefSeq, a predicted model, not a curated record
AUUAGUCUUUCAUCUUCCCUCCCGUUCCUUCUCUUUCUGCAUAUUUAACUGAAGCAACCUGAACGCUAUCUCCCUCUCCUCUGCUUACACAAGCCUAUAGACAGCUGAAGGAGGUUUUUGGCAGUACGAGAGGAGGUCAUGAGUAGCUGGAAGAGUCUUCUUCUUCGAAUUGGCGAAAAAUGCCCAGAGUAUGGCACCAGCUCUGACUUCAAAGACCACAUAGAAACGUGCUUCGGGGUUAUUCGGCGAGAGUUGGAGCUCUCGGGAGACGAUAUUUUGCACUUUCUUCUCCAAUGUGCUGAGCAACUGCCCCACAAGGUUCCUCUCUAUGGUACAUUGGUAAGAGACUUGUUAUCUUUGGAAAAUAUUGAUUACCUUAUUUCUCUUUAUUUGUCGUUGUAUGGAACAUUUCAGGAAGCUUUAGAUUUCGGGAACUGCGAUAAAAUUCGUAUAUUGAUGCGUUUUUUCACUGUACUGAUGUGCAGUAAAGUUCUUCAACCUGGUUCUUUGGGGGUUGUUUUUGAGACACUGCUAUCAUCGGCCGCCACCACUGUGGAUGAGGAGAAAGGAAAUCCUGCCUGGCAAGCACGGGGUGACUUUUAUGUAACUUGCAUUUUAUCUUGUCUUCCGUGGGGAGGAGCAGAACUAACUGAGCAAGUUCCUGAGGAGAUCGAGAGGGUCAUGGUUGGUAUACAAGCCUAUUUGAGCAUUAGAAAGCAAGCUUCUGACACUGGUUUAUCGUUCUUUGAGGAUGAUGAUGAAUCUGGUAAAGAUCUUGCUGAUAAGGAUUUCUUGGAAGAUCUAUAUGAUCGAGUACAGUCACUGUCCAACAAUGGAUGGAAAGUUGACAGUGUUCCCAGACCUCAUUUGUCAUUUGAAGCUCAGUUGGUAGCUGGAAAGUCUCAUGAGUUAGGGCCAUUCAGCUGUCCCGAGCAACCGCAUCAGCCUACAGCACUUUCUGGGAUUAUUUAUGGCAAACAAAAGUACGAGGCAGAGCUGAAGUAUCCUCAAAGAAUACGCAGGCUUAACAUCUUUUCUGCCAGUAAAACUGAGGAUUUGCAACCUAUAGAUCGGUUCAUCGUGGAAGAGUAUUUACUUGAUGUGCUUUUGUUUUUGAAUGGCUGUCGAAAGGAAUGUGCCUCCUACAUGGUUGGCCUGCCUGUGCCUUUCCGAUAUGAGUAUCUUAUGGCGGAGACAAUAUUUUCCCAGUUACUAUUGUUACCUCAACCUCCAUUCAAGCCAAUAUAUUACACUCAAGUCAUUAUGGAUCUCUGUAAGGCUCUUCCUGGCGCCUUUCCUGCAGUCAUAGCAGGAGCAGUUCGUGCUCUUUUUGACAAAAUAGCUGAUUUAGAUAUGGAGUGCAGGACACGGCUAAUUCUUUGGUUCUCCCACCAUCUAUCUAACUUCCAAUUCAUCUGGCCUUGGGAAGAGUGGGCUUAUGUUUUAGAUCUCCCAAAAUGGGCCCCACAACGUGUAUUUGUUCAAGAGGUUCUGGAGAGAGAAGUUCGACUGUCAUACUGGGACAAAGUUAAGCAGAGUGUUGAGAAUGCUCCUGCUUUAGAGGAGCUGCUUCCCCCAAAGGGCAGUCCAAACUUCCAGUACGCUGUGGAGGAUGAUAAAGAGAAAACUGAACAGCAUGCACUCUCUGCAGAGCUCAACAACAAGGUGAAAGGAAGGCAAACUGCACGUGAAAUGACAGUGUGGAUAGAGGAAAAUUUAUAUCCUGUCCAUGGCCCAGAAGUUACCCUCAAAGUAGUAGUGCAAACUCUCCUUGACAUUGGGUCUAAAAGUUUCACCCAUUUGAUCACUGUUUUGGAGAGGUAUGGGCAAGUCAUUGCAAAAAUAUGUGUUGAUAUUGAUAAACAGGUUAUGUUAAUAGCUGAAGUGAGUUCUUACUGGAAGAACAAUGCCCAAAUGACGGCCAUAACAAUUGAUAGAAUGAUGGGUUAUCGGCUUCUAUCCAAUUUAGCAAUUGUUAAGUGGGUCUUCUCUCCAGAAAAUAUAGGGCAAUUUCACACUUCGGAUCAUCCAUGGGAGAUUCUUAGGAAUGCUGUUAGCAAAACACACAACCGAAUCUGUGAUCUAAGGAAAGAGAUAGCAACUCUCAAAAAGAGCAUCUUAUCAGCUGAAGAAGUUGCUGCCAAGGCAAAAGCAGAGUUAGAGGCUGCAGAGUCAAAGCUUACUCUGGUGGAAGGUGAACCCGUUCUCGGUGAGAACCCUGCUCGGAUGAAACGAUUGAAAUCACACGCUGAAAAGGCAAAGGAAGAGGAGGUGUCCAUGCGAGACUCUUUAGAGGCCAAGGAAGCUCUUCUUUCUAGAGCUGUCGAUGAGAAUGAGGUCUUGUUUGUCUCUUUGUACAAAAAUUUCUCCUUUAUCUUCAUGGAACGCCUUCCAGAUCCAUCUACAGCAGGAACACUGAAAGCAUUAAAGUCUAUUCAGGCUGAUUCCAUGGCUGUGGACCUUGAAGAAUCUUCAGCAAUGGAGGUUGAUAAUGAGAAUGGAAUGCCUAAAAAAAGUCAGUCAAAUGGUGGAAGGGCUAGCAAUCUCUAUAAUAUAGGUGAAAAAGAGCAGUGGUGUUUGUCAACACUAGGCUACGUCAAGGCAUUUUCAAGGCAAUAUGCUUCUGAGAUAUGGCAUCACAUUGAAAAAUUGGAUGCAGAGGUAUUCAUUGAAAACAUACAUCCUCUGUUCCGGAAAGCAGUUUAUUCUGGCUUGCGGCAGCCAAUCAAUGAGGUUUGAUUCGUCCGAUUCUGUUGUAACACAAUAUUUUUUUUAACCCUUAGUCUGUUAAUGUAAAUGAGGCAAGUAGGUGGACCAGCAGGAACUUCAAGUCCAGCUGUCAAGUCCAUGACCGGACAUUUGUUUCAUUAUUUGGUUAAAGGCUUAGUGAAAAUUAAAUACCGAUCAUUGAAAUUGGCAGCUUGGAUCCUUGUU